CCCCAAAAAACUGGACUUCACAGCGCCGAACCCUCCUCAGAUGUGCUCCUACUUUUAGAAAGGGAGUUUGAAAAAUAAAAAAAUAAAAAAAGAAGAGUCAAACUUUAAAAAAAAAAGCUGAGGCAGGCAGGAGUUGUUGCACCGGGGAAGUUUUUUCCUCUUUUUUUUUUGCCCCCCGGUUUUUUGGCCCCGUGGCGGGGCAGGACAGCGAGAGUAGGCCGGGGGUGGGAAACAAGGCGACCGUAUGAUGUGGAUCUGGUACCUCCUGCUUGGUUCGGGGUCCGGCUCAAGAACUGUUGAGAGCCAGCUGCUUCCGGGGAACAACUUCACCACCGAGUGCAACACCCCUGGAAACUUCAUGUGCGGAGAUGGGAAGUGCGUCCCGGGCGGGUGGCAGUGUAACGGAUUACCCGACUGCCUCGACAAGAGCGACGAGAAAGGCUGUCCUAAGGUCAAGUCGAAGUGUGCGCCGACGUUCUUCGCCUGCGCCAACGGCGUCCACUGCAUCAUCGGGCGCUUCCGCUGCAACGGCUUCAGCGACUGUCCUGACGGGAGCGACGAGGAGAACUGCACAGGCAACCCGCUGGUGUGCUCGGAGGCUCGCUUCAAGUGUCGGAACGGCCGCUGUGUUGACCGCAGCUUCUUGUGUAACGGUCAGGACAACUGUCAGGACAACAGCGAUGAGGAGCUUUGCCUGACUACAGCAGAAGCACCCGGCCAGGACUUUGUGACGCUGGACUAUCGCCUGCGAUACUACCCCAGCAUCACCUACGCCGUCAUCGGCAGCGCCGUUAUCUUCGUCCUGGUGGUGGCCUUGCUGGCCUUGGUCCUUCAUCACCAGAGGAAACGGAGCGUCCUGCUGCCCAGAGGUGUAAGAGGGAGCUCACAUCACCACCACCACCACCAGCCCCUGCUGCUGUCCCGUCUGGUCAUCUUGGACCGGGGCCACGUGCAUCCCGGAGGUCCGGGUCUGUCCAGCGGCUCCUCCACGGCAGCAGGACAGUACAGCUCAACUCCUCAAGCGCUACAGCUGCUGUCUGGGACCCUGUAUCCCGCCGGACUCUCCAUGGACUCACCUCCGUCGUACUCGCAAGCUGUUCUGGAUGUCAGUCGGCCUCCCUGGUUUGAUCUCCCUCCGCCUCCUUACCUCCCAGAUGGAGAACUUCCGUCGGAGGGCGAGCUUCCUCAGUACGAGGGCCCACAGGACCCUCUGACUCACCCCACAGCUCAUCCCUCUGCAGCCUCCACACCCAGAACUGUGGCCUCGGGCUCACAGCCGAGCUGCAGCUCCAGAGAGGAGUCGGACCAGCUGUAGCCACUCUCUAGCAGACUGGUGAUACUUAGGACUUAGAGACUGCGGGACUUGAGGACCAGGCUGGAAGGCAGCGCGAGGCCAGGACAGCCCACAACGAAGACCUUGCUUGAGGAGAUUCAACAAAGACUGAGAGACUGAACAGUGUCCUGGACUCGCUGCCCACACACCAGCUUACUGAAGCACUGGACUGAGAUGAGCUCUUCCUGGGGGACCGAGCUUGUGCGUUGGCUCCCCCUGCUGGGAUCACGGCUGAACUACAGCUUAAUCAUUCACACAGUCAUUGAUUCAUUUCUCAUUCUUUUGAAUUGUACUCCCCUUGAAGAAGUACUGUAUAUGACCCCUACCAGUGACCACAACCUGCAUCUCCAAAGAGUUCACAUGCCAUUUAAUAAUAGAUUCAUUACCAUGCAACGUGGUAACAUGAGUGUAAAUGAUGCUCUUCGUUAUGUGACACACUUCAGCAGCACUUGGAGAACUUAAUCAAAGUUAUGCAGCAUUUUUUAAUCCUCCCCACUGUACUUUGCAUUUUGAAAAAGUACACACUUUUCUACAAAGUUUGAGAUUUUUUAAGUUUAAAUUGUAAAUUACCCAAAUACUAGAUGAGAUCUGUAUUGUUGAUUCCUCGUACAGCAUUUUAAAGAACAUAACAAAAGCAGCUCAAUCAGAGGUGAUUUCCAGCUGUUUUCAGUGUUGAUGUGAGAUAUGAACUAAUGUGUCUAGUCAAAAUUAGCAUUUCACAACUUGUUUAAUAGAGCUUUAUGCUAUAGGUAUUUCUGAAACAUCAGCGAAGCUUGUUUUCUUUUCAAUUUUUUUUUCGAUGUUUUUCACAGUAUUUCUUGUCAUUUGGUUAAAUUCCAACUGAAAAUGUGAAGAGGACCAUUGAGACUUUAUGAAAUAAUGCUGAGGAGGAAUAUUUACCUUUAGUGUCAUGAAUCAUUCCUCGAAGUCAAAGAACCGCCUCUGCUGGCAACUUUUUUUUUUAUAUACAUUUCUGUCAGACGACCAAUCAUUUGUUUAUGUACACACACACACACAACAAGAGCAAGUACAAAGGAUUUUUGUUGAGGCCUUAUUCUGUGCUCGUGCCUUUGCAUGUGAUGUGAGAUUCAACCGUAAGCUCACAACCAUUAAGGAUAUUUUGUCUUUUAAAGUUCAAAGUAACGCCUGUAACUGUGUGUCAUUCAGACAAAAAUCAUCCUGUGUAGUAUUAGACGAUGACUGAUGAAAUGCCUAUCUGAAGGAUCUGUGUCUGUUCGUUCAUUUCAAAGUGGUUUGUUCAACACUGUACAUAGGGGAUAUUGAAAGUAAAGAGAUCUAUUUAAAGUAGAAAGCUACUCAGAGUUUAACGUGAGAGAUGAAUGUGUAACGAUGAAAUGUAGUUGUUGUUCUUUGCAUCUUACUUUUCUUGCAGAGCCUGCAGUGACGACGCAAGAAAAAACAAUCAAACCAAAGAUAAUCAUUAUCAAACUUUUCCCCAAGGAUGUUAUCCCCCCGCAAAAGGAGCAAUUAUGUGUUUGUUCCUUUAUUAUAUUAAAAAGUGCAAAAGGUUUAUAGACUGAAUUCAUGCUAUUUGCUGUAGAACUGGAAAACAUUUCUCAGGAUGAAAUUAUGCUAGUCUGUUGUUUAUGUCUUGGUUUUGUUUUCAGAAACACUUAAAUUUAACUUCCUUUUUUGUUUUUGUUUAGCUAUUUACAUAUUUGUGAGGUUGCCCGCGAUGAUCUUUUUAUCUCCUGUAUUCUGUACAUUUGAAGUAAUAUAAAUUUUCCGACUCAGA
Molecule: messenger RNA, 3089 nt
Organism: Stegastes partitus (bicolor damselfish)
Lineage: Eukaryota; Metazoa; Chordata; Actinopteri; Pomacentridae
Gene: ldlrad3
Product: low density lipoprotein receptor class A domain containing 3
Exons: 6
Coding region: 245-1315 (356 amino acids)
Biological process (GO): receptor-mediated endocytosis
Cellular component (GO): plasma membrane
Molecular function (GO): protein binding
Source: RefSeq, a predicted model, not a curated record